UUGGAUGUUCUUAUAGUUCGACUUUCAGCUGCAAAUAGGGAAUCUCAGGAUACAGGCAUGUUCAAUCGACCUCCGAUUCACCCCAAGCCAAAGGUGGCCCCAGGAGGUACUGCAGACCCUCGAAUCAUAACACCAGACUACUACACCGAUUGA
Messenger RNA from Rodentolepis nana, 153 nucleotides. The record is from the annotation of a GenBank genome assembly. Lineage: Eukaryota; Metazoa; Platyhelminthes; Cestoda; Cyclophyllidea; Hymenolepididae.